This is a messenger RNA of Penaeus indicus, 2774 nucleotides long. Its product is annotated as O-glucosyltransferase rumi homolog. Bases 1 to 825 code for a protein of 274 amino acids. The record is from RefSeq and is a predicted model, not a curated record. Gene Ontology annotation, molecular function: UDP-xylosyltransferase activity; UDP-glucosyltransferase activity. Gene Ontology annotation, biological process: protein O-linked glycosylation; positive regulation of Notch signaling pathway. The transcript has 5 exons. Lineage: Eukaryota; Metazoa; Arthropoda; Malacostraca; Decapoda; Penaeidae. Gene Ontology annotation, cellular component: endomembrane system.
AUGUUUCAGGUAAUUGACAAGCUACCAGAUCUAGAGAUGGUGGUGAACACGAGAGAUUGGCCACAGGUCGAUUACCGAUUUGGGAAAAAGCUACCAGUAUUUUCAUUCAGUAAGACUUCCACGUACCUAGACAUCUCUUAUCCUGCCUGGACCUUCUGGGAAGGGGGGCCUGCCAUUGGUCUGUACCCCAUGGGACUCGGCAGGUGGGACUUGUUGCGAAAAUCUCUCCGCACGGCCUCGGAAAAGUGGCCCUGGGAGGUCAAGGAGAGCAAGGGAUUCUUCAGGGGUUCCCGUACAAGUGCUGAGAGAGACCCCUUAGUCUACCUUUCCCGAGAAGAGCCUGACCUCGUUGAUGCUCAGUACACCAAGAACCAAGCCUGGAAAUCAGAUGCAGAUACUCUUUAUGCACCACCAGCAGGUGAAGUCCCUCUAGAAGACCACUGCCAGUACAAGUACCUGUUCAACUUCCGUGGGGUUGCAGCCAGCUUUAGGUUCAAACACCUCUUCCUGUGUCGCUCCCUUGUAUUUCACAGCGGUGAUGAGUGGAUUGAGUUCUACUACCCUAGGAUGAAGCCUUGGGUCCAUUACAUACCUGUCAGAGCAGAGGCAUCGAAAGAGGAAAUUAGGAAUCUCCUGAAUUUUGCCAAGGAAAAUGAUGACGUAGCCAUGGCAAUAGCAGAAAGGGGCUACGAGUUCAUACGAGACCACCUCAGAAUGAAGGAUGUACUGUGCUACUGGAGGAAGCUGCUUCAGUCCUAUGCAGAACUCCUUCAGUACAAACCAGUCAAGGAGGCAGGAGUGUUCGAAAUUAGACCCAGAAUGUAGAUUAAGUUGUAUGUGGGAACUCUAGGUCUGAUUGUCGGUUCAGUAGAACACAUUAAAUGGACCUGACUCCUUCAUUUCCGUCCAUUGAUCAAGUAUUUAGAGUAUUGUAACCAUUACAUUUACAUAUAUUGAUUUUUUAUUUUUAUGUAUAUAUUUUUUAUGGAUUGUGAUGGAAUGUGGUUUGGGAGAAGCUCUUUGUGUGAAAUUUUAUGUCUUAUACUUUUAGUGAUUGGAAAUACAGGAAAGUUCUAAGUACAAGACUCUGUAUGCAAGUAAAAUUAUAGAAUUUGUAAGAGUAAUUAUGAUAAUGGCACAGAAAAAAUAGAAAAUAUAGAAUGAAGGAUGUAUUGUGCACUUUUGAAACCUUGCAUUAUGUGAAGAUGGAAGUAUAUGGCGUAGGUCAGUUAUAUGAAUGUAAUUGGUAUAUUACUAAUGUAGUUUUCUGUGAUAACCAUGAAGUAUGCCAGUCAGAUUUAUUUGUGAAUCCUUGAAAAUAUUGACAAACACUCUUAACAACUUUUGAAUACAGUCUGAUGAGUAUUAUUUGAUUGUGGCUUAUAUCUAUACUGCAUUAUGUUAAUUAUGUAUUGCUGAUUAACACUUAAUGCCUGGAAUGUUUAGCUUUGGGAAUGUAUACAUCUUACCCUCUGAUAUCAUUCCAUUCUCUAACUGCAGAUAUACUUCCAUGAUACAAAACUGUGUCAAUAUUUUUGACAUGAAUAUUUAUUUUCUUAUUACUCACUGUCAGAGGUUUCAAUAAAAUAGUUAAACCUUAAUCCCUUUUCUAACUUUUAGUAUUUCUCAACAUCUGUGUAAUUUUGCAAACAAGCUGUAUUCCACAGGCUGAAAUUUAAUUUCAAUUUCACAAGCUUAAAAUUGAAACUCCUUGUGGUCUAUAGAAAGUCUGAAUUGCUAUAUUGUUUUAAUAUGGUUAUAUAACAGACACCUAGCACAUUUAUAUGCUCAUAACCAUUAACCAGUAUAUAAGAAAAGUGACACACAUUAUACACUUGAUGUUUUUUCUUGAUGUAAUGUUGUGAUAGUGACAACACAUAUUAAAUUGCACAAAUUUUGGUGUGAAUAUUUUGAGUAGUCAUAUAAUGCAUCCAUAAACAGUGUUUGAACCAGUCUUCAGUUGAUUUACUUGGGGCUAAUUUUGAACUCCAGUAAAUGUAAAAGUUUUUUUUCUGUUAAUGUAUCAGUAUGACCAAAAGCCAUUAAUUUAGUGAAUAACUUAUAAGAGAUUAAAUCAAUAGAAAAGUUUGGUUCAGUGUGCUAACCCUUUACAAUGAAGUGCUAGUAUGUUUUUUCUUUAUUUCUUUCUUUCUUUCUUUCUUUUUUCACUACAAGACUUCAGUUUAAAUAUCAACUUAUGGAGAUAUGCUUUAAUGGCACCUGUGUACUUAUUAUAUUACAAUAUAUUGUUAGAAGACAUCACUACAGAGUUUUAUUAUGUGACAAUAAUUUGUAUAGUGCAGCAAGACACUAUAUUUGUCUGCACAUGUUUUUCAUCUUACUUUUGAUUGAUUUUUUUCGCAUUUUUUUUCAUCUUAUAUCCAACCAAAAUGGUUUGAUUUAAAUUUCUACUGCAUUUUUAUGGCCACACUUGAGAAAUGUUCAGAUAAUGUGAUCAGUGCAAAAUGAAAAAUCUGUAGAGAAUAUUAGUAAAAUAAUAUGAUGUUUUGAUAUACAUAAACACAACUUUGGAAAACACCAUUAUGCACUGCAUAAUGAUGUAGUCUAGCGGGAAAUUAUUUUGGUAUUGGACUGUAAAUUCAGUAUCUUUAGGACUUAAGGCAUUAAUGUGCUAUUGAGCGUUUAGUAAACAAGAAUAAUGUUAAAAGAUAUGAUACAAGAGAGUGAAGGAAGCAAAAGUGUCAUAGAAAAAUAAUUAUCAGCUCUUUGCUUUGUACAUUUUUGUUUUUUAAUGUAAGCAAUUUAUGCAUUGU